AUGGAAGCAGAUAAACCAUCCCGGCUUCGUCACGCUGCCCUUCGAGCCGUAUUUGACGCUCGUUUGGAACUAGUCGACAUAGUCGAACAACCGGAGGGAGAAUUCAGGGAGAAGAUAUUAACGGAACUCGCGCCAGCUCUGUUCACCACAACCAAACCUAUCGCACCGCAGCGAUCUGAUGAUGAACCAGAUGCUGUUUUUAAUCCCGGACGUGAUGACUGCUAUCUGCGGCUGAUCUUCACACUGGCAAAGCAAAGUGAUUGGCGUGCUCAUUUAGGAAAAGCCGGUCAUAUAGAACGAUGCAUAUCUCUACUUGGCCACGUCAUCAAGAACUGUUCCUCCGAUUCGUCGACGCCUGUCAAGCAUCAUCCUUAUUAUCUUGCAGGCAUAUUGAUACGGAUGAAUGCCUCGGAUGACUAUCAAAGCCCUGGCUUUGCGGACAAUAUAUCUGAGCAGGAAUGGUGGAGUCUACUCAAAGGAGCGUGGUCAGCAAUGUAUUGGAAUGACCUUUACCUUGAGGAUGAAUCAGUGGAAGCACUGCCUGGCAUUGUCACGUACACUCUCGAUCUCCUGAAAACGCAGACAGCAAGAUAUGAUGCGGCGAGCCUUGUUCGAUUGGUGGAUCGGAUAUACGAGGCGCUCAGUGAUUGUAAAGCAAAGCCGGGUAUCCUUUCCGCAGUGAAAAGCCUACAGGAUGCGCUGGAUACUAGCAAUGCAUAG
Molecule: messenger RNA, 720 nt
Organism: Suillus paluster
Lineage: Eukaryota; Fungi; Basidiomycota; Agaricomycetes; Boletales; Suillaceae
Exons: 1
Coding region: 1-720 (239 amino acids)
Source: RefSeq, a predicted model, not a curated record